AUGUUCGCGGCGAAGCGACUAGGAAAGGAACUGGUCAAGUGGUCUCUCGAUCUACCAGACACCACGAGUGCUGACAUCCGUGCUAUCGUUACCCUCUUGCAGGCAAAACAAAAACUCCCUCCAGGGAUCGAGCUGGUCAAAGCGGACGACUUCCGAGAAUGGCUGGUUGACAUCCAAGUCCUGGACGCGAAUCCUUUGUACAUGAACCAGACUUUCCGUCUCAGUUUUCUUUUCUCAGAUUCCUAUCCUAUAGAAGCACCAGAGGUCGUCUUUCUCAAAGUACCACCCGCCGCAACCGACCCCGCGAACCCGCAACAACAGUCCCAGUCCCAGACACCCUUUGCCGGCCGCCCCAUCCCGAUCCAUCCUCACAUCUACUCCAACGGCAUCAUCUGCCUCGACCUGUUGGGCUCGGCGGGGUGGUCGCCCGUGCAGUCGGUGGAGUCGGUGUGCAUGAGCCUGCAGAGCAUGUUGACCGGGAACACCAAGAAUGAGAGACCCCAGGGCGACGAGCAGUUCUGUCAAAGCAUGGGCGUGCGCGGGCCAGACGGGUGGAGCGGGUACCGAGGCAAAGGCCGCGGACGAGGGCUGAGGGAUGUACGAUUCGCUUAUGACGACGACACAGUAUGA
This is a messenger RNA of Fonsecaea monophora, 630 nucleotides long. RefSeq lists its product as hypothetical. Bases 1 to 630 code for a protein of 209 amino acids. The transcript has 4 exons. Gene Ontology annotation, cellular component: nucleus. Gene Ontology annotation, biological process: protein polyubiquitination; proteasome-mediated ubiquitin-dependent protein catabolic process. Gene Ontology annotation, molecular function: ubiquitin conjugating enzyme activity. The record is from RefSeq and is a predicted model, not a curated record. NCBI's taxonomy places the organism in Eukaryota, Fungi, Ascomycota, Eurotiomycetes, Chaetothyriales, Herpotrichiellaceae.